AGCUCUGUCAAUUAUUUGAGGAUCGUAGCAAUUUUACCUUCUUAUCCCUCCACAGUAACUACUUGUCACAUCUUCCUCAGUGCAUGUUUAAAGGAAUGUAUGACUUAGAAACAUUACUUCUACAGAAAAACAGGCUCACAUUUAUCCAAAAGGAUGUUUUCAAGGACCUGUAUAGUUUAACUAAGUUUGAUAUAUCUAGAAAUGCACUAACGUACAUUGACUUGAGCAACUUGGAAAUAAUGAAACAUUUACAAUUACAUGGACUUUCAAUUUAUGGAAACAACUUUGAAUGCAAUUGUCAACUUAAAGGCCUUCGUAACUGGCUCGCGGAGAAAAUGAUGAAGAGGACAAAAAAAUUCAUUGUUGAGAAUUGUUCAAUGCCUUCCUACAAACACAUAGAAUAUGUCCACAAUUUUACAAUGACUUGGUUGGAGUAUAAUACCAUUUCAUUUAUCAGUGGUACAACAGUAAGUGGAGGUUUAAUCAUAUUCCUGAUCGUUGUGACCCUUGUGCUACUGAGAUAUUUCUGGAAGGACAUCAAGUACAGAAGAAUGAUUUUCCUUGCCAGGAAGCAUGAACAAGAUGGAAACAUGAAUGGCCCUCUAAUAGAACACGAUGCUUAUAUUAGUUAUCACAGUGAAAAAAGAUUAUGGGUUGACAAAGAUUUGUGUCAAGAACUAGAGAAUGGAAAGGACAUUAAGUUUAAACUGAUGUUUGAUAAUCGAAUAAUGCCUGGUGGUUCUUUAUUCACAUCAAUGGGCCAAGCCAUACACACCAGCCGGAAAAUCACUUUUGUGGUGAGUCGUGGUUGGGUGAAAGAUGCCAUGAAUCAGUUUGAGGUUGAUAUGGCCCUUGUUAAACUCCUAGAUGACUACAGAGACAUGAUUAUUGUUCUACUCAUGGAGCAUAUUCCUAAAGCUGAGAUGCCUGACAAAGUAAAAAUGAUUAUAAAGCACAAUAACCGUCUCAGAUGGAGUAAUAAAGAAAGGAAACAAGCAAAGUUCUGGAGGGAUCUCAAACUGGAACUAGGAAAAUAUCAUUUUGGCCAAAACAGAAGGAAUAGAUUGCUCUAAAUUGGUGAAUGAAACACAGAGAGGAUAGUUUUCGUGCAAUACAAAAUAAUUCACAUUUUUCUCAAAUAAGUGCAACUUGACUGUCUCGCUUCUUCCGUAAUAUUAAUUGACCUGUUGGUCUGUUGGUAGAACCAUAAUCUCGGGUGUGUCAGGUCACGGGUUCGAUUCUUGUAGGACUAGUAUAUCUUUUUGUACUUUUU
Messenger RNA from Owenia fusiformis, 1273 nucleotides. Lineage: Eukaryota; Metazoa; Annelida; Polychaeta; Sabellida; Oweniidae. The record is from the annotation of a GenBank genome assembly.